UAAAUGCAGUUAUACCAUUAGUUCGACUGACAUUUCUAAUGGUACUAUGCAGGCAAAGAAGGACAUAGCAUGGGGAAAACGUAAUCAUGUAGUUUUAGAUGUUGGUUGUGGAGUCGCUAGCUUUGGAAUACCUGCUAUAUCAGCUGUUAUGGGUACCAAAAGGCUCCCAUUUCCCGGCAGGGUCUUUGAUGUUGUUCAUUGUGCACGCUGUGGUAAAAUUUUGCUGGAACUGGACAGACUGUUGCGUCCUGGCGGUUACUUCGUGUGGUCUGCUACUCCUAUAUACCAGAAGCUGCCCGAAGAUGCUGAGAUAUGGGAAGCAAUGUCUGCUUUAACAAGGUCAAUGUGCUGGAAAAUGGUCAACAAAGUAAAGGAUUAUCGGACCCCUUCUUUGGAGUCACCUCGUAUAGCUCAUACCAGUCUCUGGAUCAGUAGCUGUUACGCACGAAUUUCAACAGAAGUAGACAUCACAGACAUACAUCGAUUAAAUACGAUAAUAAAGUACAACACAGAGUUUAUUACAACAGAGGCUUGAAUGCAUAAAUUAACAACCCUCACAGUACAACGGAAACAUGCAAAAACGACCCAUGCCCUACAGGCAGCUUGAGUGCAGAUGAAAUCAGCUUCUCUAAUCUUCAUCUUCUCCUUCGACGAAGUCGGUUUCUGGAUCAUCUGGGUCCACAACUAGCAAGUAUGAGUACAUAAGGAACUCAGCAAGUCCUACCUCAAGGGGGGAUAUUAGAUGCUUAUGGGUAGAUAAAGGAUAAGACUGUAGAGUCUUUUAGGUUUUACGGAAAGCUAGUUUUGUUGAUGCAAGUUUCAUUUUGCAAAGAUUAACUUUAAUAAAAAUAUUUUCGAAAAGAACACGUAAGUUGAGCUUAUGGGGGUUGAUGAUCCUGGAGGAGAUACUUCCAUCCCACCAGUUUCCACAAAUCUUUUGCCGGCGGACACACAGUCCAGGAGACUUAGGGCACAAAACCAAAACCCUUCUUUUCGAAAACACGAGCACACAGUCCACUCACACACCAAGGAGAUACUCACGCCGAAAAACUAAUCAUUGUGACCAAACCAUAACAUGUCCUUGACCGAGGACACGGCUAUCCGGAUAGGUUUAACACUCUGCAGAGAUUGUACAUUUUACCCACAAGAUAUGCACAAGAUCCCACCUUAGCAAAUGGUAGAGCUGCCAUAACAAGAUGCAACGACCUCACAACGUAGUCACAAUAUCCACCCAUAGGGCACUAAGAUACCAGGGGCCUUAGAAGAUCCACGGGAAGGACCACUUAGCAAUCCCAAGGCUUUGACAUAGCCUUAACAAUAUCACCAGUCAGACAUUGGGCUACGCACCCAAGUCUUCUCCUGGUCCCCAUUACCACUACCGGCCUCCGGGUGGGUACCGAACUAAGUCAGAGUGAUUAGGUCAAGUUCUGCCCAUUCAGGUUAUAUGGUUGUACGAGUGGAUACUAGGUGAGAUGUCACUGCGAACCGCUCCUUAUACGACCGAGGCAAGAGUCUCCCAGCAAGAACACCACAAAGGUGAACCUUGCUCCAAGGUAGUUCCCACCGUUGUGGGGUACCUUACUCACCCUCGUCAACACUACUCUAGAGCUUUCCCAAGAACACAAGUUUUACACGCACACGAACCAAACACACAUCACUUCACAUUUUUGAAAAACAUGCUUAACGUAUGUAAAUAAUCUAGCUCUUUCUUUUGAGCAAAGCAAUCCUAAGCAUGCUAGUAAACAAAUAUUCAUCCAAAUAAUCAUUAUAGUUGAUGCUGGAAAACUUCUAGAGUUUCAAUGGAAUAAAGGUAACAAUGACAAGACAUAGCAUAAACAAGCUAGGUCAUAACUAUUCUAACAUUUCUUUAAAAUCACAACUAUUAAUUAAAUCAUGCACACUCCUAUUGUUUGAAACAACGGUGAUCAAUAUGAUCAACGAUUGUAGAACUUGCCUUCGUUGAAGUCCUCGUUUGCUCCUUCUUCAAACUCCGGGUCCUUGGGGUCUUCCUCGAAUGCUCAUUCCUCUAAUAAUCGCAACAACAACAAGGCGCACACGAUCAAUCAAAUGGUUAAAAUAAUGACUAAACAAUUUACAAAAAUUAUGAAAUUGAUAUGAUUGGGUAGAUCUCGAAUUUAGAUGAAUAUCGGUGGAAGAAUCGUUGAAAACAGAGUUAGGACGGAGGAAAAAUGGGCUUCGAAAGUUUUACCGGGAGAGAAAUUCAUAAAAAAGAAAAGGAGAGAAUAUUCCCGAAAUAUUCUGUUGAGUCGGCUCGGCUCUGGGGACGCCUCAGCUCAGGCCUCGGCUCGACUCGGCUUGGUUUUUUUUGCGAUGACUCUAUUUUGGGCUUGGGCUCAGGCUCGGCUGCGACGGCUUGGGGGCCCACUUGCCAGUCGUGGAGAGAGGGA
Molecule: messenger RNA, 2408 nt
Organism: Phragmites australis (common reed)
Lineage: Eukaryota; Viridiplantae; Streptophyta; Magnoliopsida; Poales; Poaceae
Product: probable methyltransferase PMT26
Exons: 4
Coding region: 47-535 (162 amino acids)
Cellular component (GO): endosome; cytoplasm; trans-Golgi network
Molecular function (GO): methyltransferase activity
Source: RefSeq, a predicted model, not a curated record